Messenger RNA from Saccharomyces paradoxus, 867 nucleotides. RefSeq names its product putative 3'-5' exonuclease (gene REX4). Gene Ontology annotation, biological process: ribosomal large subunit assembly; rRNA processing. The transcript has a single exon. The record is from RefSeq and is a predicted model, not a curated record. NCBI's taxonomy places the organism in Eukaryota, Fungi, Ascomycota, Saccharomycetes, Saccharomycetales, Saccharomycetaceae. Gene Ontology annotation, molecular function: 3'-5' exonuclease activity; nucleic acid binding. Gene Ontology annotation, cellular component: nucleus. Bases 1 to 867 code for a protein of 288 amino acids.
AUGGCCCUCUCAUCAAACUGGCAGGCACUAUUAGCCUCUGAAAGCAGCCCUACUUCCAUCAGAAAGACCAAGCAAUCAAGUAGGAAGAUCAAAAAUGAUAAGAAAGUUAGCAAAACAAAAGCCAGUAGUGCCACUCAAUAUUCUUCCCGGAAACGCAAGAACGGUAGUAAAAUUAUGGACAUGGUAUAUAACAUGAACAAGGAAAUUAGUAAGCACGAGAAGGACAAACUCGAAGGAAAAUUGUUCGAAUUCAACCCAACAAAAGGAAAUGUUGUUACAACUAUUAAAGAGCCAGUACAAGUAGGUGUGUCAGAUGAUACUCGUGCUGGCAAUAAUAAGAGCAAAGAAAUUGGGAAGUACAUUGCCAUGGAUUGUGAAUUUGUAGGCGUUGGUCCCGAGGGUGAAGAGUCUGCGUUAGCUAGAAUAUCAAUCGUAAAUUAUUUUGGACAUGUCAUCCUCGAUGAAUUUGUUAAACCAAGAGAGAAGGUUGUAGAAUGGAGAACUUGGGUUAGUGGUAUUAAACCAGAGCAUAUGAAAAAUGCUAUAACUUUCAAAGACGCACAAAAGAGGACUGCGGAUAUUUUGGAAAGCAGAAUUCUUGUAGGACACGCUCUAAAGCAUGAUCUCGAAGCAUUGAUGUUAUCCCACCCAAAAUCAAUGCUCAGAGACACUUCAAGACACCUCCCAUUCAGGCAAGCCUAUGCCAAGGGUAAGACUCCAAGCUUAAAGAAACUAACCAGGGAGGUCUUGAAAAUUUCCAUCCAAGAAGGUGAGCAUUCUUCUGUCGAAGAUGCUCGUGCCACCAUGCUAUUAUAUAAGAAGGAAAAAGCUGAAUUCGAAAAGAUUCACAGAAACACGUUCAACUAA